Messenger RNA from Metarhizium brunneum ARSEF 3297, 987 nucleotides. NCBI's taxonomy places the organism in Eukaryota, Fungi, Ascomycota, Sordariomycetes, Hypocreales, Clavicipitaceae. The record is from RefSeq and is a predicted model, not a curated record.
AUGCCCUUCAUCGGCAUUCAGGAAAGCAGCACCUGGUCGGUGGCCUUGACGGCAAACAUGAACACUCGAGCCACCGGACUUCCAAAAACGUCAGCAUUUUAUUGCCCCCAGCCAGUCUAUAACCCAACAUGCAUAUCAGAUCCAACAGCAUCACUACACCUUCCACAUCACAAUGCCCAUCAGAAUUCAAGAGAGCAGCACGUGGUAGGUGGCCUUGACGGCAAACACAAACACUUGAGCCACCAGAUUUCCCAAAACGUCAUAUUUCUAAUGCCCUCAGUCGGUCUGGGUGAUUCCGGAACCCCGACAUGUAUUUCAAAUCCAACAGCAUCGGUAUACCUUCCACGUCGCAAUCCCCAUCAGGAUUCACGAGAGCAGCACGUGGCAGGUGGCCUUGACGGCAAACGCAAACACUCGGAACCGAGCCGAGUCGUACUAUUACCGGCUCGGCAACACAUCUGCCACGAGCAAAAGACGGUCCAUCCGUGUAUAAAAGGUCGAGUGUCUCCUCAGAUACUUGACCCUAUCCUCAUCCGCUCACACACUAAUACCAAGUCUCUCAAGAAGAUCAAAACAUCAGACCUUGUUUUCAACAUGUACUCCAUCUGCAAAGCUGUCGCCGCCGCCGUCCUGGCCUUCUCUCUCGCUGCCACGGCCGCUCCCGCCGCUGGAGAAGAGCACAUGAACCAUCUCGCGGCUCGCAACGCCGGCGACUUCACCUACUACUACACUGGCCUCGGCGCCUGCGGCGAGACCAACAACGACAGCCAGAUGGUUGCCGCCGUGGGCCACGACCUGUUCGACCGCUCUCGUCCUUGCGGCCGGAUGAUCCGCGCCCACUACGGGGGCAAUUCUGCCGAUGUCAAGGUUGUUGACCGCUGCGGUGGCUGCAACGACGACUCGUUGGACUUGUCCCCUGCCGCUUUUCAGCAGCUUGUCGGCAGCCUCGGACCGGGUCGCGUCCAGGGCACCUGGGAGUUUAUCUAA